This is a messenger RNA of Sesamum indicum (sesame), 1312 nucleotides long. The record is from RefSeq and is a predicted model, not a curated record. NCBI's taxonomy places the organism in Eukaryota, Viridiplantae, Streptophyta, Magnoliopsida, Lamiales, Pedaliaceae.
AAUUCAAGUGUCAUUAUCCACAACUAUUUUACAAGUCCAACAUGCUUAUUACACUCUUGCUUAAAAACUAAGUACAGACAAAGGAAUAUGAGUUAUGAAAUCCACAUUACUCCCACCAAACCAUUUGACAGAUUCUCUUUUUAGAAACCCCAUGUUAUAAAAUCUCUUGACUUCUUCACUUAUGUCCUAAAUUCCUAAUUAAGGUAGCUAACAUUUUCCAACUUCUCCAGCAUGUCCAAACAGUACACCAAGAAACAGGCCCUGGACAAGAGCAAAAACAUUUCCAGGGAAAAUGAGAAGCAACAUACUUAUAACUUCUUCUCCAAAAACCGCAAGAAAAUUUACCCUAUUGGCCUGCAGAGAACUUGCUCGCCUCUUUCGCUCUCUUCAUUAUCAUUAUCUUUGUCUCAGAACUCGACUGAUUCUUCGUUAACUGAUCCUUCCACCCCGCUCGAUCAGAAAAUAUCGUUCACCGUACAGUUGAUAGCACCGAUGCAGAGAAGAGACCCCAAAGCUGUUGAGCACAGUAGUUCAAAUGAUUCUUGUCAGGAGGGUACGAGGAGAUGCAACUGGAUUACGAAAAACAGUGAUAAAGUAUACGUACAAUUCCAUGACGAAUGCUGGGGAGCACCAGUUUACGAUGACAAUCAGUUGUUUGAGCUGCUUGCAAUGUGUGGACUGCUUAUGGAUUUCAACUGGACUGAAAUCCUGAAAAGAAGACAACUUCUCAGACAAGCUUUUGCUGGUUUUGAUCCCAAGAAUGUGGCCAAAAUGGGCGAAAAAGAGAUCUCUGAGAUAGCCUCGAACAAAGAACUAACAUUGGCGGAAACCAGAGCUAGGUGCAUCGUCGACAAUGCAAAAUGCAUAACAAAGGUUGCGAGAGAAUAUGGAUCAUUCGGUAGCUAUAUGUGGGAAUAUGUGAGUUUCAAGCCGAUGAUCAACAAGUUUAGGCAUCCAAGAAAUGUCCCACUGAGGAGUCCAAAGGCGGAAGCGAUCAGCAAGGAUCUGGUAUGAGGAGUGUGUGAAUCUAGCAGAAAGGCCAUGGAGACAUGUUUGAUAUAAGCUGCAUCAACCUAGCUAGCAAAAAUUACUUAUAUUAUGUUAAACAGGUAUUCUUAAUUUACAUAGGAUAGAUCCUAUAAAUUGAAAGGAUUGUCAUUUUCUUGAUGAUGGUUUUAUUUAUAAUAUCAAAGUAUUGAUGGAAUUGAUAUUGUGAUGUGAUUAAGAUGAUGAAAAGGCGAGAUCUUGUCCACAACAUGGAAUUCGUACCAAUAGGAACACAAGCUCCAAACCAAAAAGAAAAAAGAAAAAA